AUGAUCGAGAGCACAAGUAAUUCGAAAACAGAACAGCAAGGACAAUAUGUUGAGGAUGAUAAAUCCAUGGAACAAUCAAAGGAAAAGAACGAAGUGGCACAAACUGUACCGUGCAUAGAUAAUCCUGAACAGCAGGCGACUCCUGCACUACAGCAGCAUACUAGUCAUUUUCAAUUUGGCUCUGUUAAAGAAGAUCAUGAAGAUAGAGAAAUUGGAAUUGUUGCGGGUAACCAAAUUGGAGCUGUGAAUUUGAGUAAUGCGUCAUUAUCCGUUGGAUCACAGUUACAGCAAACUGGGGGAUCAAUACUUGAUCAGUUACUACCAGCGAAGCAAAAUGUUCACUGCUUAAUUAUUUUGUACCUUCCAGAAAUGGAUGACAAAGCAGGUAUAAAAAAGUUGUCAGGUUGGGAUAGCCUAGCAAAGAAAAGUCAAAGCGGCAAUUUCAGUGCCCAAACGUCGACGCAGUUUGAACUUUUUCGGAAACAUGCAAGAGAAAAAGAAGAAAAGCGAAAGCAGUUGAGAGUGGAGGAAGAACGGAGACGUCGGUUGAAGGAACAGGAAGAAAAAGAGCGUGCUAAGGAUCAAGAAGCUGUCGAGAAUGCUGAAUUAGAGCAAAGACGACAAAAUGAAUUGUUGCGGCAAAAAGAACAGGAAAGACGCCGGAGAGAAGCUAUGAGUACGGGAGGCGAUGUCACUAGUCAGAUGGAUUUAAUGCUCAAUUUUGAGGCUAACUUUUAG
Molecule: messenger RNA, 738 nt
Organism: Thelazia callipaeda (thelaziosis nematode)
Lineage: Eukaryota; Metazoa; Nematoda; Chromadorea; Rhabditida; Thelaziidae
Source: the annotation of a GenBank genome assembly